CUUCAAAAAAAAGUCAAAGUGCUGUGUUUGGAAGUACAUAUAACAGGGCACUUCUUGGUGGUGGUAGAGAAUCAUGUAAAGUCUAAACCUUUCCUACUGAUAUAUCAUGCAACUUUCAUGGCUUCUCUUCUUUUCUGCACUUGGUUUCCUUCAUCUUUUCAAACUCAUUUUCACUCUCUUCAAAUGGGUUUUCAUCACUUUCUUCCGACCACCCAAGAACCUCAAAAACUAUGGUUCAUGGGCUAUCAUCACCGGAGCCACCGACGGCAUCGGCAAAGCCUUUUCCUUCCAACUAGCUCAAAAUGGUCUUCACCUAAUCUUGGUUAGCAGAAACCUAUCCAAGCUUAAAGAAGUUUCUGAUGAGAUUGUAUCAGUUCACCCAACCACCAAGAUCAAGAUUUUCACUAUGGAUUUUUCUGGCGAGAAUGUGGUGGCUGGAGUUAGGGAAAUGCAGAAGGUGAUUUCUAGUGAGCAACUGGACGUGGGUGUUUUGGUGAAUAAUGUUGGGGUAACUUAUCCAGCGGCUAGGUUUUUUCAUGAGGUUGAAGAAGAAGUUUGGAUGAAGGUGAUGAAAGUGAAUGUGAUAGCUACGACGUUGGUAACAAGAGCUGUGGUUGAAGGAAUGAUUGAGAGGAAAAGAGGUGUCAUUGUUAAUAUUGGUUCGGGUGCUGCCAUUGUCGUACCUUCACAUCCUCUCUAUGCGAUCUAUGCUGCCAGCAAAGCGUAUGUUGAUCAGCUUUCAAGGUCUUUAUAUGUGGAGUACAAGUCUCUUGGUAUAGAUGUUCAAUGUCAAGUGCCAUUAUAUGUAUCUACAAACAUGGCAUCACAAGUUGCAUCGGUUGAGAAGUCAUCUUUGUUCAUACCAACAGCUGACGAUUACGUGAAGGCUGCAAUUAGACAAAUAGGAUACAAAUCUCGUUGCACACCAUAUUGGACUCACUCGGUUCAAUGGUUCUUCGCUUCGUUGACUCUUGAUUCAAUUCUUGACACAUGGCGCCUUUCCAUUGGCAUUCAACGUAGGGGACAAUUGGCAUAGUAAUUAUACAUUGAAGUUGUAUCUCAAUCACUUGUUUGGAAAUUGUGGUCCUUGUCAUAUUAUAAUUAAGGGAUUUAUGGGAACUACAUUCUGGAAGACUCUAUUGUCUGAAUCUUUCACAACGACCCAAUGUUGAUGUGAAUGAAUGAAUUAAACUGAAAUUCGUAAUAUUUUUAAAAGUUACAAUAUCGAAUGAGUUGACUCAAGUUGGUUUAUUAGACUAAUAGGUAACAUGUGUAAAAGCUAAAAAAUACUAGCUAAAGGAAAAAUGUCAACGGUUUGGUUGAAACUGUAACCUAAAAUGUAAUUUUUAAUGCUUGUAAAUUACUAAAUCUUCUUGUCUAAUGGUUUGGGUUUGAGGCUAACAUAUACCAUAAGGGUUUUGGUGAGAGCUCAUCGAAGAUCAAUCGAGAAGGAGAAUGGGAAGGGAGAUAUGGUUUGGUGGUUUUGCAAUUGAGAG
This is a messenger RNA of Lactuca saligna, 1496 nucleotides long. The record is from the annotation of a GenBank genome assembly. Lineage: Eukaryota; Viridiplantae; Streptophyta; Magnoliopsida; Asterales; Asteraceae.